CUAAAUACUAUUAUUCAAAAAAUAGAUAGAAUAUAAGCUUGGUGUUCUUUGCUUUUGAAGUCAUGCUCAUGCUGUCAGUUUAAAAACUGGUUUUAUUGUCAAUUUUCUUUACCCUUCAACAGUUGACAGAUUUUGAGCCAAAUGAUUUGGGAUAGUUCCAGCCUCUGCCACUGCCACGCUCCAAAGGAGGGGGGUGUUUGGUUUUCAGGGUAGAAAAGAGGAGUGGAAUAAAAGUUGGGAACCAGAAACAAGGAGGAGAGAGAGAGGGAGAGACAAAAAAUUGACUCGCAAAAAUGAAAGAAAAAAAACACCACCUUUCAAUACAAAAACAAUCCAAUCCCCUCAAAAAGCCUCCUUUGUAUUGUCCCAAUUCGUGCUCCUCAAAUCAGAAGUUUCAAAAACUGGCAGAAACAAACCCGAGGCCCAAAUCCAAAAGAAACUGAGUUGAGAACCCUUCUGACCUUUCCUCUUUCUCCAUUACUCGUUUCAGCUGUGGUUAGAUCCAUGGCCUAGAGCUUGAUACCAUGCCACUCUUAUAGCAUAAGCACCACAGAAAGAAAAAAAGAAAAAAAAGUCCAAUCUGGGAAUGGAGAUUGAAGAGUCCAUAAGUACUUGAUUCUUUCAAGUUUUGUUCUUCACUGUUGCAAGCAUCUCUGUUCAAAUAUAUAUAUAUAUAGACAGAGAGAGAGAGAGAGAGAGAGAGAGAGAGAAAUAUGCAAUCUGAAUCGGCCGAUCAUCAGGGGAGCGAGCAAGCUCGAUCGGCGGCGGCGGCGGAUACUCGAGGGAAGCAUCGAAUUUCGGCGGAAUUGAAGCGGCUCGAGCAGGAGGCUAGGUUCUUGGAGGAAGAGCUGGAAGAACUUGAAAAAAUGGAGGCAACCUCAGCUGGAUGCAAGGAAAUGCUGAGCAGUGUGGAACCAAAACCAGAUCCAUUACUUCCACUUACAAGUGGCCCGACAAAUCCUUCCUGGGAUCGAUGGUUUGAAGGACCCCAAGAAUCACAGGGUUGCCGUUGCUCGAUACUGUGACUUCCGGUUGACAGAGUGACUCCCAUUAACAAUGAGGCGUUGGUAGCUUAGAAACAUGUCAAGUUUUAGAGCAAUGCGUUGGCCGCGGCAAAUCCCAAUUGAAUUGUUCUUGUGCGGGAAAUUAUAGUUCAACCCUGAGCCUUAGGAAUUGUUAAUGAGAUACAUUUCACGGUUUGCAGCAAAUGCUUCUUCUUUUAUUAUCUACAACUGCUCUUCAUUGUUUCAUUGCCAAUAUGAUGCUCCUUUUGUAUAUAAAUGGUUUGAUUCUAA
This is a messenger RNA of Diospyros lotus (date-plum), 1295 nucleotides long. RefSeq names its product guanine nucleotide-binding protein subunit gamma 2-like. The coding region runs from base 714 to 1025 and encodes 103 amino acids. The transcript is spliced from 4 exons. Gene Ontology annotation, biological process: G protein-coupled receptor signaling pathway. Lineage: Eukaryota; Viridiplantae; Streptophyta; Magnoliopsida; Ericales; Ebenaceae. The record is from RefSeq and is a predicted model, not a curated record.